AUGGGGGUCUGCUUCAGCCAGGAUGUGGGUUGGCUUCUGCCAUUCUUCAUUUUGCUGGUAAUAAUUAAUGCGUGGCCCACCUGUGGUCAAGUAUGCCCUCAGCGGUGUGAGUGCAUCAGCAAGCUGAAAACCGUCUCCUGCCAUGGUAAGCGACUGUCUGCGCUGCCCGACGGUAUCCCGUCAGACACCAGGACCCUGGACCUGAGUGGGAAUAAGCUCCGCUGGGUUGAGCAUGGUGACCUGCUUUCCUUUCCUCAUGUGGAGAAGCUGGAUCUAAGUGAAAACAUGAUCAGCGCCCUGGAACCAAAUGCUUUUUCCAGUCUGCAGAGCCUGCAGUCGCUUUCACUUAGGGGUAACCAAUUAAAAUUGAUCCCCAUGGGGGCUUUCUCACACCUUUCUAACCUCACCUCCCUGGAUCUCAGUGGGAAUAAUCUUGUGAUUCUUUUGGACUUUACUUUUCAAGACCUUAAGAGUCUGAGGAACCUGGAGGUUGGAGACAAUGAUCUGGUAUAUAUUUCAAACAAAGCCUUUCUGGGUCUGGUGGCACUGAGAGAGUUGACGAUCGAGAGGUGCAACCUGACGUCUGUGUCCAGUCAGUCUUUGUCUUACCUUCACAACCUAGUGACCCUGCGGCUUCGCUACCUUAGUAUCUCCACAUUAGAGGACCAGAACUUCCGCAAACUGGGAAAUCUAAAAGGCCUGGAGAUUGAUCACUGGCCCUAUUUGGAAUAUAUCACCCCCCACAGUCUGCAGGGUCUCAAUUUAUCAUGGCUGUCCAUCACGCACACCAACAUCACCUCUGUGCCCACCUCCGCUCUACGAAGCCUCUCCCAUCUCACCAGCCUCAACCUAUCCUUCAAUCCUAUUUCGGUACUGGAAUCCUGGUCACUGCGGGACUUGCUACGACUGAAGGAGCUCCAUCUGGUCAACAGCAGGCUUGCGACAGUGCAACCGUACGCCCUGGGGGGUCUCAGACAAAUCCGCCUGCUUAACCUCUCCGCCAACAACUUGGUGACUCUGGAAGAGGGAGCUUUCCAGUCGGUCAACACUCUGGAGACGCUCCGUUUGGACGGCAACCCUCUUGCUUGCGAUUGCCGCUUGCUUUGGAUCCUUCAACGCAGGAAGACACUGAAUUUUGACGGCGCAUCCCCAGUUUGCAGGACGCCUGUGGAAGUUCAGGGACGGGCUUUGGGCGCUUUCUCGGAUUCGGCCCUCUUUGACCAUUUCACCUGCCAGAAGCCCAAAAUCCGCAACAGGAAACUGCAGCAAAUUUCAGCUCGCGAGGGGCAGGUGGUGUCGUUUGUUUGCAAGGCGGAGGGCGAGCCAGAGCCGGUGAUCUUCUGGAUAUCGCCCCAGCGGCGUCGCAUCACUACGAAGAGCAGCGGCCGCUUGACGGUCUUAAAGGAAGGCACCUUAGAAAUAAGGUACGCCCAGGUGAUAGACACGGGAACGUAUAUCUGCAUUGCCAGUAACGCGGGAGGGAAUGACACAUACUUUGCUACACUCACAGUCAGCGGGCUCCCACUUGAUGCCGCCCUCAUGGCCAACCGCACUUACUAUGCAGGGGACCUUAAUGACACGAACCUGAAUGACACCAGAGUUUUCCUGAAGUUCACUCUGGACCUAAAGACCAUCCUCAUCUCCACAGCUAUGGGCUGUAUCAUGUUCCUAGGGGUGGUCCUCUUCUGUUUCAUUCUGUUAUUUGUGUGGAGUCGCGGAAGGGGACAGCACAAAAACAAUUUCUCCGUCGAAUACUCUUUCCGAAAGGUGGAUGGGCCAGCCACUAGCGGAGGGCAGGGCGGUGCCCGCAAGUUCAACAUGAAGAUGAUUUGA
Nerophis lumbriciformis (worm pipefish) is the source of this 1833-nucleotide messenger RNA. The record is from RefSeq and is a predicted model, not a curated record. Lineage: Eukaryota; Metazoa; Chordata; Actinopteri; Syngnathiformes; Syngnathidae.